UGUGCAUCUUUACUUCUUACUACAGAACACUCAUAUCUUUUAUCUCUAUCUCCAAGACAUUAUUUUUUUUCACUAAGCUGGUCUUUUAAGAAAGCCAUAUCUUCCUCUUUAUCUAUCACUUUUCUCAUUUUAUCUUUUACCAAUGAUUUAUAUUCAUCUGGAAUGCAGUUAAUGCUAGAUCCAACACUUGAUCAACAGCAGAGCGCUUCUGAUUGGUCUAAAGUUAAAUAUUGGCAGAGCAACCGGGUGAGGACUGCAACUGGUGUUUUCAGCAGUGGAAAUCUUCUAAAACUAGAUUCAGUCAUGGGUACAGUAACAGUUCAAGAGACAGGAAUUUAUUAUAUUUUUGUAAAUCUUGCUAUUGCUCCUGAUUUGAAUAAUUAUCAAAUAGCUGUUUUCACAACAUUAACGUCUAUCACAUCACUAAUAACAAGAUUUAGUGAUAACGAUCAUCCUCAAUACACAAUGAAGAUUUACGGUGCUUUAUACCUGUAUAAAGGUCAGGAGCUAUCGAUUAGGGUCAAACCCUCAGCUUCAAAUGCACAAUGGGAAAAUCUCCGCUCUUACAGUGGCUGGUCAUUUUUCAGAAUACCACCUUAUUUGCCAAUUCCGUCUGUUGGAACAGGCAAACCUAUUGAUUUACUUCCAUUUAUAAAACUUGGGUAUUAUACAAGACUAAGAAAUUGGAAUGUUAUAAUGUCUACUGUUCUUGGUGUUGAUGGAGAAGGUCUUAACCAAAGGGAUGGAGUAUAUACUGUUUUUUUAGAUGGAGUGUGUUUAGUAUCAACUUUAGUUAUUAAAACAAACGAAAGUCAAGUUUCCAUUGGAAUAAAGAUUGGUAUCAAUGCAGACUUAAGUGAUUUUUCAGUGGUUAAAUCUGGUAUUGGUCCUUCAUAUUUAUAUCCUGUAUGUUCUGGUAUUUGUACUAUUUCAAUAACACAAGCAGUGCAACUUUUAGUUGGUCACACUGUUGCAAUUUUUGUCCAAUCAAAUGCAUUGACAACAUAUUUUUCUGAGUUAAGCGUGUUUAGUCUAAAGCUUAUUAACCCUCUGAGAUCUUUAGACGGUUUCUCAUGUCAGUUAUCAUCUGAAAUACUGAUAAGUUCUUCAGGAGAUCAAAAAAUAGUAGGAUGGUCUGCUGUAGAGUCAAUACAUUACACAAACUUUACCCAAGCGAAUGAAUAUAUUAUUUCUAAAGGUGGUGUAUAUUUAGCUGCAUUUAAUAUGGAUCUUAUAAAUGUUUAUGGCUUUGUCAGUAUUAAACAAAAUUUGGGUACAUCUUUAAUUAACCUUUUUGAGUACUACAAUGAAGGAUUGUUACCAUUUAGUCUAUCAUCUACUACUGUGGUUUCUUGAAAUGUUGGAGAUGUGUACUCAUUAAAAAUUAAUACUUUGACUGAUAAUUCGUAUUCUAUUGGUAAGCUGUCAUCAACUUCGUUAACAUGCAUUGGCGAUGAUACUUAUGGAUUUUCUGCAGUGCAGUCUAGAAUUAAUAGUAAUUUUUACAAUCAAAGCAAAUGGUAUCCCAUUAAUGGCUGGAUUACAAAUGGAAGUUCUUGGUUAUUUGAAUAUGGUCGGGGGUUUCUUUUUAGACAAGAUUAUAUUGUUGAAAAAUCUGGAUUUUACUUUAUUACAGCAAAUAUAAUAUUUAAUAAAGCUCAAUAUGAAAACAUUUUGGUAAUGGUUGUUGUUCUUAAUAAAGUUGACACAGUUUUGUAUGAUCAAAAAAUACUAUCUUUAAAAUCAUCCACAACAUCAACGGUUCGUGGAGGAGUUUUUUUAAACAAUUUAGAUUAUUUACAACUUCUAAUAAGACUUAAUACUAACAAUGAUAAUUUAAUAAUCAAAAGAGAGUCAUCAUUUUCAAUUGUUCGAAUCGUCUUGGUUGACUCUCAGUUAGCGCCAACAACAUGGCAUGAAGUUAACACUAAUGUAAACAGCCCAAAACUAAUACGAUAUAUUGCAAUUGAAAAAUUGUUACCUCAAAAUAGAGUUAGACGCUCAAUUGUUAAUACUACUGAUAGUUUUAUGGUUGUGAUUGGCGAAAACACAACUUGUGCUGAAAUAAAGACUAAAAAACUCCCCUCAAUUUGUAAUGGGCCUUUAAAGUCAGGAUUCACUUAUAGGUAUUAUUAGAUUUUUGUUGAUUUUAAGUACUUUAUUUAACAAGUCAUAAUAAAAUA
Hydra vulgaris (swiftwater hydra) is the source of this 2183-nucleotide messenger RNA. NCBI's taxonomy places the organism in Eukaryota, Metazoa, Cnidaria, Hydrozoa, Anthoathecata, Hydridae. The record is from RefSeq and is a predicted model, not a curated record.